ACAACGUUCAGACCAGUAUGGGGCACUGAGAUAGCAACACGAUGCAUCACAGGCUUGGAAGAACAAAAUAAACUGUACUUUUUUUUUUUUUUUCAAACUAUCUUGUAGUUUAGUUUGAUAGUAGGCCUGCAUUUGAUAGUAUUGUUUCGGAGAGAAAAUGUUGCAAGGUUUUAGUCUGGGUUUCUGCUUGGCAUUAUUUUGCUUCGGACCGUUUGUUUGCAGCGCGUGUCCGUCUCAAUGUAGCUGCUUCUUUCACAAGUUAUCAGAUGGAUCCAAAGCAAGGUAAAAACCAGCGAAAUUAUGAAAACUAUUUAAAUUGUGAAUGUGAACAACUUCUAUUCUACAUGUAUGUUUUGUUGUGUGGUGCGUAGAAUGCAGGUAGUAUAAAGUCAUGUUCUCUUCUACUCUCUUUUUUAAAAUAUAGGCGUAAGGAUUAACUUGCUCUGCUCUAAUCCCCUUUCCUUGGGUCUAAUGAAUAGCCCUAAACCAUGUUCAACUAACGUUUAGACCGAGGAAAAAAAUAAGAAAGAAGGGAAAAACUAAAGAUGAAAACAGAUCAAAUAAAACAAUAUGUAGGUUGAUUUUUUUUAUGCAGUAAUUGUACGUCUACCCUAUGUCAUGAACCCAUACAAGGCCAUGGUUAAUUCAGUUAAACUUGUAAUAUUAACACGUUACAAUAGGUUAUACAGUGACUUUCACUAACGCGUUUACCUUUCUCUCCGUCUAUCUAGGAGUGUCCUUUGCAAUGACCCACAGAUCACGCUGGUCCCACCCAACUUUCCCGCAGACACCUCGAAACUGCGGAUCGAGAAGACUGCCAUCACAAAGAUCUCCAGCGAAACCUUUCACUACCUCAACAAUCUGGAAUUUCUCUGGAUGUCUUUCAAUUCUCUGAACUCUUUGAAUGUAGACAGCUUCCGUGGCCUGAGAAGUCUGGAUGAGCUGAGACUGGAAGGGAACGCUCUCACCUCUUUCCCCUGGGAAUCUCUGACUGAUAUGCCCAACCUCAGGCUACUGGACCUGCAUAAUAAUAAGAUAUCGUCGAUCCCGGCCGAGGUGACCAUCUAUAUCAAGAACCUGACCUACCUGGACUUAUCUAGCAACAGCCUGGCCACUGUACCUCCGGAGGUUCUCUCUAUGUGGUUAUCUGUGAAACCGUCUCAAGAAGAUGGGGACAGUUCCAAAUAUAUUCUAGGUAAGGAUCUGCUACCCAAUUAAAACAAUCUUUAUUGACCUAGAGGGAAUCCCAUUUGGUUUGCAAGCCAGGAUGAAAUAGAAGCCUUAAAUGACAUGCAAUUGAUACACAGGAAAAGCGAGAAACAAACGACGCCAUCUACAACAUUGCAAGCCAGCGUGGUUUUAUCCCAACAUGCAUUGCACGAGUACCUGUGGUGUGUUAUGUAGCGUUAAAUGGAAAGUUGGAGGAGACAGCAACAGCAUUUGGGAGCGGUAAAAGGAUUAGUCUAAUUAUAGUAAAUAUAGCCAUACUGUAGUGUUAAUGUGACUACAUUCACUAGUAUCACUUAAAACGAACAUGAUUACGUCUACUCACUAUUAGGUCUUCCUAAACUGCCUUUUUAUACACAUCACACACGGUUAUAGUUCAGACAGAGCAAGAACAUUUGUCCAAAAUGUGUACAUACAUAUAUAUAUAUAUAUAUAUAUAUAUAUAUUACAUUUACAUUUUAGUCUUUUAGCAGACGCUCUUAUCCAGAGCGACUUACAGUUUGUGAGUGCAUACAUUUUUUUCAUACUGGCCCCCCGUGGGAAACGAACCCACAACCCUGGCGUUGCAAGCGCCAUGCUCUACCAACUGUGUUAUCUAUUUCCAAGGUAGAACUGGUGUUAUCUAUUGCCAUGAUAAAAGUAAUGUUAUCUAUUGCCAUGAUAAAAGUAAUGUUAUCUAUUGCCAUGAUAAAAGUAAUGUUAUCUAUUGCCAUGAUAAAAGUAAUGUUAUCUAUUGCAAUGCUAAAAGUAAUGUUAUCUAUUGCAAUGCUAAAAGUAAUGUUAUCUAUUGCAAUGCUAAAAGUAAUGUUAUCUAUUGCAAUGCUAAAAGUAAUGUUAUCUAUUGCAAUGCUAAAAGUAAUGUUAUCUAUUGCAAUGCUAAAAGUAAUGUUAUCUAUUGCAAUGCUAAAAGUAAUGUUAUCUAUUGCAAUGCUAAAAGUAAUGUUAUCUAUUGCAAUGCUAAAAGUAAUGUUAUCUAUUGCAAUGCUAAAAGUAAUGUUAUCUAUUGCAAUGCUAAAAGUAAUGUUAUCUAUUGUAAUGCUAAAAGUAAUGUUAUCUAUUGCAAUGCUAAAAGUAAUGUUAUCUAUUGCAAUGCUAAAAGUAAUGUUAUCUAUUGCAAUGCUAAAAGUAAUGUUAUUUAUUGCAAUGCUAAAAGUAAUGUUAUAUAUUGCCAUGAUAAAAGUAAUGUUAUCUAUUGCAAUGCUAAAAGUAAUGUUAUUUAUUGCAAUGCUAAAAGUAAUGUUAUCUAUUGCAAUGCUAAAAGUAAUGUUAUUUAUUGCAAUGCUAAAAGUAAUGUUAUAUAUUGCCAUAAUAAAAGUAAUGUUAUCUAUUGCAAUGCUAAAAGUAAUGUUAUUUAUUGCCAUAAUAAAAGUAAUGUUAUCUAUUGCAAUGCUAAAAGUAAUGUUAUUUAUUGCAAUGCUAAAAGUAAUGUUAUCUAUUGCAAUGCUAAAAGUAAUGUUAUCUAUUGCAAUGCUAAAAGUAAUGUUAUCUAUUGCCAUGCUAAAAGUAAUGUUAUCUAUUGCAAUGCUAAAAGUAAUGUUAUCUAUUGCCAUGCUAAAAGUAAUGUUAUCUAUUGCCAUGAUAAAAGUAAUGUUAUCUAUUGUAAUGCUAAAAGUAAUGUUAUCUAUUGCAAUGCUAAAAGUAAUGUUAUCUAUUGCAAUGCUAAAAGUGUUGCUGAUUAUUUACUUUCCAUUGUAGUUUCUUUACCUACCUUAGUUGAAUGUACUGACUGUAAGUUGUUCUGGAUAAGAGCAUCUGCUAAAUGACUAAAAUGUUUACAUUCUGGUGAAAUUGUUUAUUUUCUUAAUCACUGUAGGUCUCCAUGACAACCCAUGGCUGUGCGACUGCCGGCUCUAUGACCUGGUCCAAUUCCAGAAGUCUCCGUCAUCCUCCGUGGUUCUGAUCGACACCAGGCUGAGCUGCGCUGACCCAGAGAGCCUGUCGGGGGUGCUGUUCAGCGAGACGGCGCUCCAGAGGUGCCAGGGGCCCCGGGUCCACACGGCUGUGGCCCGGGUCAGGAGCUCCCUGGGGAACAACGUCCUGCUGCGCUGUGGGAACCAUCGGAGUCCCAAUACCAGAGCUGUCCUGGACCCGGGCAGACGGCAAACAGAUGAACGGCACUGGUGAGAUUCAUUGAUUCCUUGAUUGAUUGAUUGAAUUUAUUUGAUGUGUAACAAAUAGAUAUACAGCCAAGAACAAGCAGUAGCUACAUGCUAAAAAGGGAUGUAGUUGACUUAUUUCUGUCGUGCUCCAGGUUUACUGUGUCUAAACCUGUUCUAGUCAUGGCAGGUCUUAGCCUGAUCCCAGAUCUGUUUGUGCUGUCUUGGAAACUGUUUGGCGUAGUUGGCAAGACAGCACAAACAGAUCUGGGAUCAGGCUAAGACCUGCCAUGACUGAAGGCUAGGCAUAUAUAUAUAUAUACGUCUGCCUGUUGCCUGAAUAAGUAGCUAGCUACAGUACUUAAGACAUCUAUUUUUGGCAUUGUACAGUCAGAAGCUGAAAUAGCCUAGAUUACAGAUGGAUGGACUGUUUUCUUUUCACUAAUCAUUCUAACCACUUUUUGUUUGUAUUUAUUUUACAGUUCAGGAAGAAGUUUCAAAGGAGGGAAUCAUUUGGUCCAUCCUGAGUGUGCCUGCCGUCUCUUACCGGGACUCUGGGAAAUACAUGUGCAAAGCGACCAACUUUGUGGGGACUGCAGAUGCCAUCAUCUCCCUGGUUAUCACAGACUCCUUUAAAAAUGAGGAACAAGGUGGCAGCUCCAAGACUAGAAACCAAAGAGGACGGAAAACCGGUGGGUUUGGGAAAGCUGCCUACCAGGAGAAACUUGUUGCCAGAUACAUACCUCCACCAACCACCACGGCAGCCACGCCCAUCAUCGAGCCACUAGGACCGGGCGGUUUCACAGGGAAGUAUGAUAUCGAGAGCUACAGUAUUUUGGACACCGUGGCCGAUGGACAGACGCCCGGUCCUCCCAGCAAGGAGCCGGCGAUGCAGGAAGUGGAGAAGGAGGUUCUUAGCAACCUGGCAGCCAACGCCUCUUCUUUACAAGCGCCGGCACCGCCGGAGAAACGGGUGGUGCGCUCGGUGAAGGUAAUCGGGGACACCGACCAUACCGUCUCCCUGAACUGGCGGGCCCCGACAGCCAAGAACACCACCGAGUUCAGCGUCCUGUACGCCGUUUUCGGCGAGAGGGACAUGCGGAGGAUCAACGUAGGCGUGGGAAAGAACCGGAUCACCAUCGAGGGCCUUGUGCCAAGGACAAAGUACAUCGCCUGCGUCUGCGUCAAAGGCCUGAUCCCUAAAAAGGAGCAGUGCGUAAUCUUCUCAACGGACGAGGCGGCCAGCGCUAGCGGCACCCAGAAACUCAUUAACGUGGUGGUGAUCACCGUGGCCUGCGUGAUCGCUGUCCCCCUGACGUUGAUCGUCUGCUGCGGGGCGCUCAAGAAGCGUUGUAAAAAGCUACUGGGGAGGAAAUCCAAAGAUAUCCAAGACUCAUAUGUGACAUUCGAGACCCUCUCCCCGGGACAAAAGCCCAAGGGGAUGGAGGGGGAGUACCUUGCCAGGCAGCACCCAGAUGAGUCCAACAGACUGCUCUCUGCUAGGUCCAGUGUGGGCUCUGAGGCCACUUGUAGGACUGAGGGACCGCCUAACGAGUACUUUUGUUGAUACCAAAUGAUGGCCUCAACCUUUACAGAGCAGAGAAAUCUGUCCUUUUUCAACCAGAACUUAAGUUGGUUGGUUGGUCUCUUCUGACAAGUGAUGUACUGUAGAUGUGUAGCUGAGUACACCGAGUGAAACUGCUCAGAGACUGGGACAGUUGCAUGGACACGUGGGGUGGAGUCUAGAUAAAUAUGAGGAAUAAAUGUUGACAUAGCUGUGAUUAUACAGCCUUGUGGGAAAUAAAAGGCCACCCUUGACCUGGUGAACUGUAAAAAAAACAAAUAUUUCAUUGUACUCAAAAUGUGCAAAUAAGCAUUUUAUAUUUGUCAUGCACUUUUAAAGGGUGGUAUUUAUUGUAAGCAGUUACAUUUCUUUGAAAUGGCACUAGGGUUACAAAAUUAUGGUAACUUUAGCAACAUUCCCAGGUUUUCCAGAAGUUCUUGGUGGAAUCAGAAUGGCAUAAGGAACCCUAAAUGGCACGUUCUACUAGAAUACGUGAAACCCAUCUUUUUAGAGGAAGCGUAAUGACAGUUAUUCUGAAAUCUGAGCUCAGAAUUCUGGCAUAGUUUUUAUUUGACAAUGUCAUGUGUUUGUAGAGUAUUGGUGAAGCAACUCAUAUCUGUAGAGAUAUUUUGUACCUCUGUGUAUUUACCAUAUAUGUUAAUGUGCCAGGUUUACUGUCCAAUCAAAUCUAACAUAC
Molecule: messenger RNA, 5584 nt
Organism: Coregonus sp. 'balchen'
Lineage: Eukaryota; Metazoa; Chordata; Actinopteri; Salmoniformes; Salmonidae
Source: the annotation of a GenBank genome assembly